Molecule: messenger RNA, 2863 nt
Organism: Nannospalax galili (Upper Galilee mountains blind mole rat)
Lineage: Eukaryota; Metazoa; Chordata; Mammalia; Rodentia; Spalacidae
Gene: Ccdc154
Product: coiled-coil domain containing 154
Biological process (GO): bone mineralization involved in bone maturation
Source: RefSeq, a predicted model, not a curated record
GUGCAACUCAAGGGCCAAUGAUGGCUCCUGGGCAUCCUCCCUAACCACUAUUGCCACAGGCUAGCAGCCCCACAGCCAGAAGGCCUUUUUUGCAAGAGUGAUACUUCACUGUCCCCUGAAAGCUUGUAGAAGCCAACAGCAGUUAGGGGGCCACAAGACAAGACCGAUGAGGGCUCAAGUUCCACUGACAGUUGGCCAUGAAGUCACAAGGUUCUGGUAAGAAAAGGAAGGUUCCAGAAUAACCUGGAUGUAACUACCUGCCUUGGGAUUCAUUGAGGUGGCAAAAGUGUAAGUGCAAAAGCCCACUGCCUUAUACUCAACUGCUCCCUGAGGCCCACCACUUUCCCUCCCAACCCUAGUCUUCUCCCUGAAGUCCAUAGCCUCCCCUCCCAAUCCUCACCUUCUCUCUGUGGCCCAAAGCCUUCACUUCUAUCCCUAAACUGAUUCCCAAGCACUGCAGCACCUUGUGGUCUGGAUUCUUGGCCUCUCUCAGCCAGCCACUCAGCCACCCUGGCCUGAUGUCCAAGUCUGGGCAGCCCACAAGGGCAUGAUCCCAGAUCCAGAGCUGUAAGUGGCACUGCUGGUGAAGCCAUGUCAGGUAAGCUCUGGUGACAUGCAGAAUAACCCUGCUUCUGGAUCUCACAGGGUCUGCUAGUGGAAGCAAUGCCCUGCUGCCCAGCACUGUGUCCUCAGGGCCUAGACACCUCUUACCUAACCUCUCGCUGGACCAGACUGUAUGGCUCAUCAAGAGUCACUGAGCUCUGGGUGAUGUUGAGCAAGAGUUAUGGGAGCAAGUUUUCCUGAGCAUGAGCUCCCAAGGUGCCUCCUUCCAGAUCUGGCAGACAGCCCCUCACUAGGACUUUUGCCUUCACAGUCAAGCACUAUGACACUCGAGGACCUGGAGAUUCUCCUAACAGACGACCUACCUAAUCCUGAGCCCUUGAGUCUGGAGACCUCAGAGAGGUAUGAGGACCGUGGCCUGGCAUCCAUGUCCUCAGUCCCUGAGCAUGACACCCCUAAGCACUGGAAACAGCUGGAGCAGUGGGUAGCUGAACUGUAAGCUGAGGUGGUUCACCUUAGGGGACACAAGGAGUGCUGUGAGCAUGGCACACUGGGCCUGUUACAUGAGCUGCUGCAGAUGCGUGCCUGAGUGCAGUUACAGGUCUCAGAGCUGUAGCAGCUUCAGCAGGAAGUGCAACAGGCAGCUUGGAGUCCUGAGAAGAAGGCAUUAGAGUUCCCUGGGCCCCAAGGCCAGAACCAGAUGCAAGCCCUGGACAACAGGCUGGUGGAGGUCCGAGAGGCCUUGACACAGAUCAGGAGGACACAAGCCCUACAAGACUCAGAGCGGAAAAGUUGCGAACAGGAAAUGAACCUCAGGCUGGCCAAGUUGACUGGCUUGCUGAGGCAACAGGAGCAGGGCUGGGAGGCAGCCUGUAACACCCUGCAGAGGAGCCAAGAAGACACCAGCCAGAAGGUGGACCACGAGGCACAGUUAACCAAACUCGGUGAGGAGAUGAGCCUUCGCUUCUUAAAGAGGGAAUACAAGCUGUGCAGUUUUCUACAGAAGAGCUUCCUGGCUUUAGAGCAGAGAAUGAAGACCUCAGAAAGCACAUGGCUGAGGGCAGAAAGCAGCCUUCGAGAGGAGCUGGAAGGCCGCUGGCAGAAGCUGCAGGAGCUGACAGAGGAGCGUUUGCUGGCCCUAUGGGAUCAGCGUGAGGAAGAGGAAGGCCACCUGCUGGAGGAGUGCCGGGGUCUGGACAAGGCUGUGGUUCAUCUGACCAAGUUUGUGCGGCAGAACCGGGUGUCAAUGAACCGUGUCCUACUAGCUGAGCAGAAGGCUCGGUGGUUUUGGCCCCAACAUGCCAAGGUCAGCUUGGAGGAGACCCAGGCUGGGGAGCUGGCCUCCUACAUCCAUGAGAAUCUGGAGGCUGUGCAGCUAGCUGGCAAGCUGGCCCAGCAGGAGACACAGGGUGUAUUGGCAAUGCUCCAAGAGAAGAGCCAGGUUCUAGAGGGGUCAGUGGCAGGGCUUGACCAGCAGCUGAAGGACCUGAGUGACCACUGUCUAGCUCUGAGCUGGAGGCUGGACUUGCAGGACCAGACACUAGGUCUGAAUCUGUCCCAGGCACAGGCUGAAUGGAAAGGUAUGGAGAGGGAGUCCCUGAAGGACCUGGCCCAGUGGCUGAAGGAGGUUGUAGCUCACCUGCAGGAGGUGCAAGAGAAAAUGAACAGCCUCCCCGGCAGAUAGAAAGUGUCUCAGAUAAAUAAAUGUGUUCUCCAAAAGAGUGAUAUGGACCUGAAGAUCUCCGCCAAGGGCAAGGCCAGGGAAUCUGAGGUUGAGUCAGUGUGGCAGGAGCUGCCUAUCCUGAUGCUGUCUGUGCACCUGCUGAAGGAGGAAAACCCUGGAUGGAAGAUUGCUGAGAUCCAAGGCUAGCUGGUCACGUUUCAGAAGCAAAUGAUAAAGUUGGAGAACAGUCUCCAGACCAAUAAGACCAUCCAGAACCUGAAGUUUAAUACUGAGACCAAGCUGCGCACAAAGGAGAUUGCAACCCUGCGUGAGAGCAUGCUGCACCUGUGGAGUGAGGAAGGCCCCUGGCUGCUGACACUGGGCAGCAAGAGGGUUUUCAUGUCCCUGGUGAGGCAGCAGUUCUUCAUUAAGGACAUGGCCCUGGGCGAGCUGAUCCCUAUAAACUGCUGGGGCAUGUAUCAGGCUGUGAGGUGGCUUCAGUGGAAGGCAGUCCUUAUGAACCUAGUGGCCCAGCGGAGACCAGGAGCAGUCUUGGAGAUGUCCCAUUGGAAGCUUAAACCCCAAUUCAAGUCUCCGACCCUGCCCCAGAAAUAAAUGUGCAAGUCCUGUACUUGUUGG